CAGCAGAGUAACUCGCUUAACUUUAUACUUGAGCACUACUUGAAUUUGUUAACGUUCUAGGUCUGGUUAAGAACUAGAUAAGAAACAUCUAAAACAACUGGUAAUAGACAGUUGAAGAAGGACAAACUACAACAGGACGUAGAUAACAAACUGAAUUUUGCACGCGUCGUCUUUUACGUACGUUGCGCAGGUUUGUUAUGUUUUCUACAGAGACAGAAAGAAGCGUGUGAACCAGUGUUUGCCGAGUGAUGAAGAUGUCUAGAAGCGGAUCAGGUCUCCAGCCUCUCAAAGCUACUGUUCCCUUCACACUGCACAAAGCAACUGGAGCUGCAAUCACAAACAUUACACCAGGUGAAAGGACUAAAGCUGAGUGGCGUUUGCAGACUCGCAUUCGCCGCACACUAUCUCUGGAUGCAAUUGUCGGGUCAUACUUGCAUGGCCAGUGGCCCAAAGAAGGUGACAGAGAUGACAGGGAAGACAAAUCCACACAGACACCACGAGCGUGGCUUGCUGGAGUAGAAACAACGACUAUUAGAUUGCACAGACGCUCUGCAUCGUGGGGGAAUCCAGAACGUCUCCAGGAUGGAAGUGAUGCGUGUCCAGGUUCAUCAUUAUCCAAGCAGAAACAACAACUGCAACAGAAGCAACGGUCAGGAGUUCCAGUUGGCAGCAAAGAGAAACUGCACAACCAACAUCAGUCCCCGGCCGUGGUAAUCCCCACUGCGUCAUUAACCCGACUGCCGACACGUCUGCGGCACAGUGAAGAGAGACUGGAUCAGGAGCUGGAGAAAGUCUUCAUACAUCAAUCACCAGUUCACCACUGUGGAUCAUUUGAGGUUCCUGAUGGCCACAGAGCUCCUGUCCCGCACCUGAACUUCAUGAGUGAGUUUCAGAUUGACUCUUCUUGUGUAGUUUCACAAUCCUCGUCCUCCACAUCCUGCUCUCCACAGCGCCCUCUAGACCUCGACACUGAAGUCAACUCGUGUAUCCUGAUGCUGUCCUCUUCGCCACGGCCUAAUAACAGCUACUGCUUUCAGAGAGAUCCUCCAGAGGGCUGCGAGAGAAUCCGAGUGUGUGAAGAAAACUUCCCUUCAUGUUUGGAGCAAGUGUGCAUGUCUUCCUGCCCCGACCCCAACAAAGUGAACUUCACCACACACACGGGCUCCGCCUUCUGCCCUGUCAGUCUCCCAAAGCCCCUCCUCCCUCCAGUGGACUUUCUGAUCUGCAGCCUUUCAGUUUCUCCAGGCUCCUGCUGGGUUGGACAGUGAACACUUCCUAAGAAACCUGUUUGUAAGAGGUGAAAUGGCUGUAUCUUUAAAAAGCACUGCUUGUUGCAUUUGCUUCAGCAUCUGACCUUGAUUUAAAAAAAAAAAAAAAGGACAUUUUUCAUCGUUGGUCAGUGAAAACCUUACACAUUUGUUUUCUAGUUUAAAAAAAGUAUUAGUGAUAAGAGAGAGUACUGGCUUUCUUUAUAUGGGUCACAGUGUGAGUGGUGAAGAUGGCUUAUGGUUAAACAAUUUAGGCAGUUAUUUUCUUAAGGAAAUAGCAGUUCUUAGACAAUGAAUGUUACAUUUUUGCUAUAUAAAGAUGAAUGGUACUGUAAAUGCAAUGUUUGGAUUUUAAAUCAGUGUUAAAUCUGUUACAGUGAAUGAACAAAUAGACAAAUUUAGCUUUAGUUUUACAUAAAGUAUUUAGCUUUGUUUAGUUCCUUUAUUGAAGAAUGUAUUGUGGGGGGGUUUCCACAAUUAUAGGCCAUUAUUCAAGUUUUUGGAUUUGCAUUUAAGUUUGGCUAAUGAAUGUUUACAUGGUGUAUGUUGUUUUUUUAUUCUCCUAAAGAUGAAUCUGUACAGUAUGUAUGAUAGUUGUUUGUUAAGAUAGUACUGUUUGCACGUUUUCGCUAAACAUAAGCUAUAGAAUGUGGAUGGUGCCAUAUUAUUUGACUUGCAUUGUUCGACAUGCACAUGAUUAUUGGUUGUUUUAGAAUGCUUUGGUUGAAAUGUUUUGUUCAGAUGAUGAAUGAGUUUCAAUCGGGAAGUAGAAUACUAUAUGCUGACUGAAGAUGAAGGUUUUUUUGUACUUUUAUUGUCAUGCAUCACUUUAAAUAUGUUUGUCUGCAGUAUGUUUUGGCACCCAUAAAGGAGAAAUGAGCAAC
Danio rerio (zebrafish) is the source of this 2152-nucleotide messenger RNA. It is a transcript of the gene fam117ab, whose product is annotated as family with sequence similarity 117 member Ab. The record is from RefSeq and is marked predicted. NCBI's taxonomy places the organism in Eukaryota, Metazoa, Chordata, Actinopteri, Cypriniformes, Danionidae.